Astyanax mexicanus (Mexican tetra) is the source of this 1476-nucleotide messenger RNA. RefSeq names its product RING-H2_RNF24_like domain-containing protein. Gene Ontology annotation, cellular component: endomembrane system. Gene Ontology annotation, molecular function: ubiquitin protein ligase activity. NCBI's taxonomy places the organism in Eukaryota, Metazoa, Chordata, Actinopteri, Characiformes, Acestrorhamphidae. The transcript has 7 exons. The coding region runs from base 101 to 568 and encodes 155 amino acids. The record is from RefSeq and is a predicted model, not a curated record.
AGUGAAAAAAAAAGGCUCGGACUCCCCAUCAGCCUCCUUCACUUCUCCUCACAAAACCCUGAACCCACCGAGAGCUGUUAGCCGCUCGGAGUCGAGUUACAUGCAACCAUUCCAAUGGUGUAACGGCUGCCUCUGUGGUCUAGGGCUGCAGCGAUCAGACUGCGAAAUGACGUCGGAGGAUCUGUAUCACCUGCCACUCAACGUGUAUGUCAUCGUGCUGGGCAUUGGCCUGUUCGUCUUUAUGCUCAGCGUCAUCUUCUGCUGCUACCUAUUCCGGUUGAAACAGCAAGACACUAGACAGCAGUACAGCUACAAUGAGGUGGUGCUGAAAGGGGCGGGGAAGAAGCUGAGCCUGCUGGGACAGCCCUGUGCAGUGUGUCUGGAGGAAUUCAAAGCCCGAGACGAGCUGGGUGUGUGUCCGUGCUCACACACCUUCCAUAAGAAGUGCCUGUUGAAAUGGCUGGAGAUCCGCAGCGUCUGCCCCAUGUGCAACAAGCCAAUCAUGCGACUACACAACGACAACCCUCCGCGCGGGGCCGAGGGUCCGCAAGACCCUGAAGAGGUGUGACCCUGAAAAACCAAUGAUGUAACACCCUUAACAAAAGAAAAACGUACAAAAAAUAAGCUUACUGGCCCUACGGCCAUGUUCAUUAUCUCCAAUACUGCCACCAUUGGAGCACACACAAUCUGACCCAAUGACACGUGAGGAGAUAGCAUUCAAAUAUAUAGCUGCUCUCCAUUAUGCACCAACCUUUUUGGAGGCCUAGUGAACUGCCUGCUGUGUCAUCAUAUAGACAGGGGGUGGGCAGAGAACCAAAACCACCCCCCCCCCCAAACACACACACACACACACACACACACACACACACACACAAAUGCCUCCAUUCAAGACCUAGCACUUGAUUGGCAAAAGCCAAAAAUAGCUGCCCGAUUUACUCCGCAAUGUUCUGUGAAUAGACCAGAGUUCCUUAGCGAGGCACAAGCUGUGCGUGUUCUAGGUAAGGUCGGAGGUCAAGAGGGAGGUAAACACCUUGGUGGUUUGCCUCAGGGGGCGUCUCCAAGCAACCGGCUCUAAUGAGGAACGGAACUGAAGUGGAGCAACUCUAUGAAAAGCACUACGGCUCGCUCACAAGGACAGUGCUCAACUACAAAAGCAGGAGGGUCUUACUGCAGUUUGAAAGUCUGAGAGUCUGCUAUGUACUGAUGUUUCGAGGCUAUAGAGCGUAGGUAAAAUGUAUUUGUCUGUUCGACUGGUACUACAAGUCUUUACUUGGGCCUUGUCUAGUGCUUACAAGAAGAAAAAUAUAUAAAAAAACAAACAAAAAUAUGAAUUAGUAACCAGCAGUUACAAUGUACUUCCCCAUUAUUGAAUAUGUAUCAGAGUCUCAAUUGACCUCACCCUACUUUUUUCUUAUUUUGUAUGGUUUGGAUGUUUUUUGAAUAAAAAUGUCAUGUUUUGUGGUUAAGAAUCUUGAA